This is a messenger RNA of Corapipo altera (White-ruffed manakin), 2697 nucleotides long. It is a transcript of the gene MXI1, whose product is annotated as MAX interactor 1, dimerization protein. The coding region runs from base 295 to 981 and encodes 228 amino acids. The transcript has 6 exons. Lineage: Eukaryota; Metazoa; Chordata; Aves; Passeriformes; Pipridae. Gene Ontology annotation, biological process: regulation of transcription by RNA polymerase II. The record is from RefSeq and is a predicted model, not a curated record. Gene Ontology annotation, molecular function: RNA polymerase II cis-regulatory region sequence-specific DNA binding; protein dimerization activity; DNA-binding transcription factor activity, RNA polymerase II-specific.
AGCCCGGGGCGGGCGGUGGGCACGGGGCAGGGUCAGGGAUAGCGUUCGCCGCGCUGCCGCCCCCGGCGGGAGCAUCCCGGAGCGGGUCCUUCCUCCGGCAUUUCCUCGCGUGUUCCCCUUGCCACCCCUCGCCCUCCCAGGAGAGCCGCCCCCCCGGGACGGUGUGACGAGGCCCGGGCACUGGGCAGAGACGGCGAUCCCCGGCGCCUCCCCGCCGCAGCCGCCCCCGUCUCCAUCGGGGGAGCCGGGAGCGUGGGGGCGGAGGGCGGCCCGGGGCAGCGGAGCCCCCCGGCCAUGGAGCAAGUCCAGAUGAUCAACAUCCAGCGGCUGCUGGAGGCGGCCGAGUAUCUGGAGCGAAGGGAGAGAGAGUGCGAACAUGGCUAUGCCUCGACCUUCCCCUCAGUUCCAAGCCCUGGACUGCAAGACCCAAAGCCCACACGGAGGCUGAGCCGGGCAAGGAAACACAGCGGCAGUGGCGGCAUUGCAAGUCUUGCCAACAGGUCUACGCACAACGAACUAGAAAAGAACCGCCGAGCUCACCUCCGCCUGUGUCUAGAACGCUUGAAAGUUCUGAUACCACUCGGACCAGACUGCACCAGGCACACCACGCUUGGGCUGCUCAACAAAGCCAAAGCACAUAUCAAGAAACUUGAAGAGGCUGAGAGGAGAAGCCAACACCAGCUUGAGAACCUGGAACGAGAACAAAGAUUCCUAAAGAGAAGACUGGAACAACUACAGGGUCCUCAGGAGAUAGAGCGAAUACGAAUGGACAGCAUUGGAUCUACCAUUUCCUCGGAUCACUCGGACUCGGAGCGAGAAGAGAUUGAAGUGGACGUUGAAAGCACAGAGUUCUCCCAUGGAGAAGUGGACAAUAUCAGCACAACCAGCAUCAGUGACAUUGAUGAUCACAGCAGCUUGCAGAGUAUUGGGAGUGACGAGGGUUACUCCAGCGCCAGUGUCAAGCUCUCGUUUGCUUCCUAGAACCAAGUGAGACAACAGUGCAGGGCAAAUGAUUUCACUGGGGUGAUCUGACUGGGUCGGAGAUGCCAGUAUCCUCUUUCAGAAAUGACAUAUUGACAGCUAGUCCUGGAGAGACCUGUAUAUAAAGCUUUUUUGGUAAAGGAAGCCUCCCCAGAAACCCAUAUUUGUUCAUUUGGUCAUGUUACCAAUCCCAAUUUGUGCUGGCAAAAAGUUAGACCAAACACUAGUCCCUUUGAAGUCAAUGAAAUACAUUUGUUUCUGUGGGACCUGGAUCUAGACCUUAGUGAUGAAACACUUUGCUUUGAAUUUAUUUGAAAGAGGAUACUAGAGACUCAUCCCUCUCUUUCUGUCAUGAGAUCUGAGAAAUGUCAAAAUUUCUUACAUUGCAUUCAGGUUGAACAACCUAAUUUAGGCCCUUCUGAGGAGCUUUUGUGGUCCUAAAAGGACUGUAUCCUACAGUUUAUCACAAUCUAAUGCUGUCAUAAUGUACUAGGAAAUCUAAGAAGGCUUAGCCUAGGAAUAACAGUGAAGAUGAUGAUUAAGGUCUCAUUCUGUGCCCAGGGGGAGAGGGGCAGUAAAGAGAGAUGUUCAGGGGAGAAGACCAUUCAACUCAGCUUUCUGUUGGACAUCAUUUAAAAAGUGAGUACCUCUGAUGCGUGGCUAAAGCAGGAGGUGCACACUUGUAAUCUACCAGCACACAGUGGGCUGUGGUGCCUCGGGCUGUGGCACCGACAGCAGGUCUCCCGGUAGAUGUGUGUUCAUACACAGCCAGCUGAGGGCAGAGCGAAACCAGCACACACGAGAGGUGACACACCAGAAAGUCAUGCCCAGAUACUGAGCCACUAUGACCUUUUUAUUUGAAGCGAUUUUUUGAUAAACAUUUGUAAAUGUGUUGGGAGGGAAAACACCCCAAGUCUGAUGCGUCUUUUUAGAGCUUGUCCAUAUGAAACCUUAGAUGUCUUUUAUAUGAAUUUAUGCCAUGAAAAGAUCUCUGUUUUGAUGAAGCACUUGACCCAAUGAAAUGCAAAGAUGCUUUUUUUGCCAUGCACACAAUGGAUGAAGGCUGUGCUAGCUGGAAGAGGCCAGGUUUGGUGGGGGUUUCUUCAGUUUUCUUUUUAGAAUCAUUCCCUUUGCUGACUUUUGAAGUUCCAGUCCAGUAGUUAACCUAGUUAAGCUCAGCACGUCUCUCAUGUUAAUGUAACGUUUUGACUGCACGUCCUGUUCCCAAGGGCCUUGCCAUCCUAUCUGUGCAGGUGCUGUUAAGAGCUGUUAUAGCGAAUGUUUUCUAAUUUUCUCCGAGACAAGCAUUCUAACCUGCACUUUGAGGGCUUUGCUUUUUUAUUUUUUGUCUUUUUAAUGGCCAGGAUUAUUUUGUUUUCCAAGUUUUAAAAACCUUAAUAGAGUCUUCACCUAUGGCAUUGUUUGAAACUUUGUAUAUCCUUAAGUAAUUUAACUACCCCUCAUUACUAAGAAAAAAAAAAGAGGAAAAAAUGCUUUAUAAAAUUCAUAACUUAUUGCUGAUUUGAAUGGGUUGUUAAUUUCAGUCCUUUAGAUUUUAUUUUAUUGUUUUAGGUAGGGUUGGGCAAAAAGAAGUAAAAUAAAAUAAAAAAUAAAGACAACCAUAUUUAGCAGUGCAGUGGAAUUGUGUUUAAAUGUUAGCAUAUGGUCCCCAUUAAAGUAGCACUUUAACGCCAUUAAACAUUUCUGUAUCUGAAA